Messenger RNA from Strongylus vulgaris, 984 nucleotides. The record is from the annotation of a GenBank genome assembly. Lineage: Eukaryota; Metazoa; Nematoda; Chromadorea; Rhabditida; Strongylidae.
AUGGAGCAUUUAUUGCAACUUCGUGUAAUGGUUACAUACGAAGGUUUCUGUGUGGAUUUACUAGAUCGUCUUGCGUCUUCCUUGCAUAUAACGUAUGAAAUCUCGAUUGUGAAAGAUGGUAAGUAUGGUGAGCCUGUAGCGAGUAACUCGAGUGAAUGGGACGGAAUGAUUGGAGAGAUUUUGAGAGGAGAGGCAGAUAUGGCAGUUGGACCGAUAACAGUAACUGCAAGACGACUAGAAGUUGUUGAUUUUACGGAUCCAUUUCUACAGUUGGGAAUCUCUAUGCUAAUGCGUCAACCCAACCAGAAGACUUCUUCAACAUUGACUAGUUUUCUCGUAUGGACGUUUUCGGCCACAGCAACCUUUGCAACAGCAAUGCUACUUACCGUAAUUGCUGUUCUCUCUCCGAGUGAAUGUCCUGCCGAAUUCAAUCUUCUAAACUCGGUAUGGUAUCUGGUAUGCAUUCUCCUCAGAGCGGGCUCGGGAUACAACUGUCAGUCAGCGGCUGCAAGGUUCCUCUCUUCAAUAUGGUGGAUGUUCACUUUGGUCUUGUUCGCGCAGUACACCGCUAAUUUCGCAGCUGUGCUUACUGUGGAUCGGAAAAAUAUGCCAUUCAAUGCAAGUUUCCUUGUUCUUAAACAAAAUUUUAUGCAUUUUAUGCAAAACGUAGACGAUGCCGAAAUAGAAUUAUGGGAAUCGAUGCAGAACCAAACUCCGACCGCAUUUGUUGACAAAAAUGAAAGUGGCGUUCGCAGAGCUCUUCAAGAAAAAUAUGUCUUCCUAAUGGAGUCAGCAACUCUGGAUUAUCAAGUUACACAAAACUGUAAUCUUACGCGUGUAGGCAACGUUGUGCUCGGCUCAAAUGGUUACAGCAUCGCGUUGCCGAAAGAUAAUUACAAAAUUUUCCAGUCUCUUGCGAGAGGUGUUAACGAUGCGCGCGCUAGAAUCUCUUUCUUUACUCCAGAACUCGAUUCUGUGCUUUGA